GCAUCGUUGAUGGUACUAGUAACGUCUGUGAGUAUGGUAUAAAUCAAGCUGACAAGGUGGUCCCUGGUCUAGCGUGUGUCACGGUGAUCGGUAAUCUGUGUUUUUGCGGUGCCCUUUACAAAUCGGUUCCUUUAUACACGGCAUGGCAAGGGUCAGUCUCCCAGUUGCCGUAUCUUGAACAAAGUAAACGUAAGUAGGGUAGGAAUUCAAAGACAGAGAGGAAACAUUAACUCGUCUUUCUUCUCCUACAUCGGCGGUUCUUUUUUAUGUGCUCGAAAAUCAAAGAGAAGUGCGCGGUGGCCAGACGAAUGAAAAAUGAAGGAAUCAAAUCAAAAUAAUAACAUGUUGAUUUGAAGCGCUAUAAAAAGUUAGCAGAAGUAAAAAAACCGAAGGAAUAUAUUCAGGCAUAUAGAAAAAGAAUCAAGAGAAAUCUAAAUGAAUAAAGUUUACUGUGUGUACGGUGUGCAUGGAAGUGGAACAUCAGCUAUCGAUUCGCGCGCUUUUGAUGAAUUGAACCGAUGCCGAAACCAACCGCACCGUCGUCGUUGAAAUAUGCAUCGUUUUCAGAGUAAUUGCUGCUUCAUUGAAUCAAUUGGAUUCUACGGAUACUGAAAACGACGUGAAGAAUUCAUUGAAAUAAAACUGGUUACGAACGCAAUCGUAAAAUGAACUUCUGAAGUGGGACGAAAAAAGAGGAAACGGUUUAUCGACUUUAGCAAAACGAAAAUGAAAGCUGCCGCUAAUAAUAAGAAGCGCAUAAUGUGGAAAGUCACUUAAGAACGUGUGCAAAAUGAAUAAAUCGAAUUAAGCAAAUGCAUACAAUUAAUUACGACGGUAUAAAGCGUUGCUGGUAAUUGUAUGAGGCAAUACCGUUCGACCCAUGAAUCUGUGCAGCUACUCUGAGCGAGUGUAACUAUAGUUAAGCCCCCUAAGCCAUCGUCAUCGGUCGCCGGUGUAUAAGUUGUUGCAGUCGUCUUAUGCAGAGCUUUCUGCCUUCGCCGAUGUAUCUUGCCAAGGUUCAACUUUACACCAUAUAAACGAAAGAUCGCGAAGAUAGAGUGCGCCUGUGGCUGCCUGCAUAAAUGCUGCGAACGCUGCCAGCUAUUAUCCUAUACACACAGUCAUUUGGUGUUAGGCGCUUUUUGCGCUGUUGCUGGUCCUAUUAAUUUACUUGUGGUUAAGUGCUUUUAAUGAUCAGUGCUGGAUUCGCCGUGAUAAAAUGUAUCAAAAGAGGAGGAAAAUAUAAAAAUCAUGAAAUAAUGAAUUAAAAAAUAUCCAUACUUCAAUCAAGUUCAUGUGCAUUUUUGAGGUAGCAAGAUGCCUUCGAAACGGGCGAAUCAGUAGAGCCGAGUGAAGUUGGAAUGUAAUUAUAAUGUUAGUUUAAUGUUCUGCAGCAAAACACCUUAAAGGUGGUAAAUUUUUGUACAGUUUUGAGAGCUAAAAAGGAAGAAAAGUGAAAACAGGCAAUCAAAGUGAAACGAAAAUGGCCUCUACAAGCAAGCAGAUGAAUCUUGGGAUUAUUCUUGCUCUCUUUAUAAUCGUUUCCGUGCACUGCGGCUACGGACAUAAUUACGGACAAGGAAUACCGACAUGGAUAUGUCUCGGACUGAAGUCACCAUUUAUCGAGUUCCGGUCGGAGUUCGAGGUACUGUCGAACAACAGUAUAUCGUUAAAUUUGACAGAAAUUCGGCAUAAACUAAAGAGUGUACAAAAUCUGGACCACUUUAUUCGUCCCGUCGAUAAUGGACGAAAAGAUGAUAGUAAAAGGAAUCUCUUUCCUGGACUGUCAUCAUCAUCUGCAGGUGUGGUCAACACGCUUCCUAGCAACAUGUCGAUUACGUUUCUGACCACAACUCCACCAUCGUUUGUAAAUCAUUUUGAAAUAACGACAGAGCACGGCAUUUCAAACGAUGUAGACAUGGAGAAGAAAAUUUUUGGCGAGCAUAUGAUAUCUGAUGAUAGCAGCAAAAAGGAAAGAAAGUAUAUUAUACCGCUAGCUUUGAAGACGUCAUCGAAUGAAAAGGAAAAAACGUCUUCUGUAUUUCAUGGAUCGUCGACUAAUAUUGACGAUUUAAAACGUCACAUUCUGAUGCUGCAAAAUCUAACUCAGUCCGAUAAGAGUUUUCAAAGCAAAUUUGUUGUGUUCCCUGCUCUGCAGAAUAAUAGUUCAGAAACUACUACUACCGAAAAAGUAACUACGUCAACUGUUCGACCUGCGAUUCACCAAAUGCCGGUGCUACAAAUUAGGGAAGAUCAAGGUCCAACCAGAGUAUUUCCAGAAAAAUUUAUUCGAUUACGCCCAACGAUCAAUAUGCCCCGGCAAAUCUUGCCCAAUUCUCAAGAUAUUCUGACCGAUAAUAAGGAUGACAUGUUCAAAAUGGAAAAAAUUACAAUAGUUCCACAGGUUUUCCUACAAAACGACCAAACGCCGGAUUCCAUGGCAGAUGAAGAUAAUAAUGACAAUAAUUACGAUCACAACAACGAAAGGAGGAAAGAAAUCAAAGGAAAUGACAGAGAGAGCAUCAAAAAUAAAAUACCGUCUCCGCCCGUCUAUCAUGGACACGGCAAGGAGGACACGGGGGAAGACACAGGUUAUAAAUUUCCACUGUCGGUCACAAUAACACCGGCACGAAUGAACGGCCGCAACAGAACAACUUUGGCGGCGAUGGUGUCUAGCGCGGCACAAACAGCCAUCAGUGCUGAUGUUGUUGAUAUUGAUAAUACUACUACACGUGGCUCCAGUGGCGGCAUUGCUGGUACACGGGGAAGAAAUGGCAAAAAAAGAAAUCGGAAAAAUAAAAAGCCGUCCGAGAAACCAAUUAACUCCAAUCCGGUUCAAGACUUUGACGGCGUAACGAAUCGAAGUUCAAGCGCAAACAAGACCAGAGUCGGCAGAAAAGGUGCUAAACGGCUGCAAAAUCUACAACAGAAAGCGCUUAUGUUGCAGCAAUUAACAUCCAGCUCAUCGACGAUUGCUGCCCCCACAUCGUCUUCUGUAUUACAAAGUUCCAAGGUUCGAAAGCUUUCGCGUUUCCGUCGCGCAGAAUGGCCUGCCAACAAAAUCCCACGAUCCCAACUGGAGCACACAUUGGUUCGAGACAGUACAAUAAUUCCGUUUUACAGUUCAUUGAAUGGGUCUAGCGUCAGUUCCAUUGGGAGUAUCACUAAUAGUGUUACCUUUAGGAAUAGCUCAAUUUCAACUAUCGAUCUCAAUAAUAACAAUAGCAACCAAAGUGAAAAGGAUAUCAUUAAUUUGAAUCCUGAACUCUGCUACAAAGUGAGUGGACUUAGUGGAGGACAACAGAAAUUAUGUGCCCAGCAUACAAGCGUUAUGCCGGCAAUUAGUCGAGGCGCCCGAGCCGCUAUUCAGGAGUGCAAACAUCAGUUCAAGCACCGACGAUGGAACUGCACAACGAUAGAAGACAACACCGUUUUUGGACCCGUUUCAAAUAUAGGAUCACCAGAGAUGGCCUUUGUCCACGCUCUGGCAGCAGCUGCUGCUGCCAGUUUUAUUGCUCGCGCCUGCCGAGACGGACAGUUAGCCUCAUGCGGAUGUUCCCGGAGCUCUCGACCGUCGCAGUUACACGAAGAUUGGACAUGGGGCGGGUGUGGCGACGACAUGGAAUUCGGCUACAAAUUCUCUCAAACCUUCAUCGACAUCAAAGAAAAAGAACGAAAACGUGGCACUAGAGGUUUGGUCUCCAUCCCAGCGAAAUAUCCAAAAAUCGUCGAACGGCUGCUAGAAACAUUAAAUGACACAAGUGAAAAUAUUCUGAAUGGCACAGAUACACUUUUCAGACCCGAAGAUCUACAAAAGUUGCAAGACAAAAUUGCCAAAGAAAUUUCUAGUUCAAAUUUGGAUCCCAAGGAAAUGAACGAUUUACAGGAAAAAAUUAACAAAGAAAUAACUAACUCUGAAGUUUUCAACUUAAAGCAUUUUAACAUUUACGAUAAACUUAAAAAGAUGUUCCGAAAACCAGAAAAAACUCUCAACGGUGUGAAGUUCAGCGCUUCAGCCAAAGCUCGUGCACUAAUGAAUCUGCAUAACAAUGAAGCAGGACGAAGGGCAAUCAUAAAAAAAUCACGCAUAAUAUGCAAAUGUCAUGGUGUAUCCGGUUCGUGCAGUCUUAUCACCUGUUGGCAACAGUUAACUUCAAUUCGAGAAAUUGGUGAUUUUUUGAGAGAAAAGUAUGAUGAAGCUACCCAAGUGAAAAUCAACAAACGAGGUAGAUUGCAGGUGAAAGACUCCCGAUACAAAAUUCCUACUCCACUUGAUUUAGUGUAUCUCGACGAAAGCCCGGACUGGUGUCGAAACAAUAGGCAACUUAAGUGGCCUGGUACGCAUGGCCGAGUCUGCAACAAAACUUCUACGGGCCUAGAUGGAUGCGCGAUACUUUGUUGCGGAAGAGGUUAUAACACAAAAAAAAUUGUCGUUAAAGAACGGUGCAACUGUAAAUUUCAGUGGUGCUGUCAGGUCAAGUGUGAUAUAUGUACGAAACAUAUAGAAGAAUACACAUGUAAAUAAUUCUUUAUAACAAGAAUGUAUUGCAAAACUUUGUAUUGCUCUUAGGAACGAAUUUUUAGAUUAAGGGCUUGACUCACAGAAUGAAUCAGUUAAGAAUUUAGUAUGAUUGAAUGUGUAUUAGAACGAGUUAAAGAAUUAUUUAUUUCUCAGUAAAAGUUUAUCAGUGUGAACGAGACAAUUCUAUAUACUCCAUUUGUGGUACCACUGAUACCACUGGAAAUUAUUUCCGCUAACACAUGACUUUAAAAAAAAAAAAAAAGCAUCAGCAAUUUUCGAAUGAAAGGUCAGAACGUAUGCUUAUUUUAAUUUUUUAAGAAUGGUAAAAAUGAAAAGAAAAUGAUUACAAAUUAGUGACUUGACUUGCCAUUGAUUUUGUUUCAAAGUUUCGAAAAGCUGCCGACUAUACUGUGUGAGUAUACGAACACAACACUUCAACUAUGAAAUUUGUCAAACAAUCCGCUGCUUCACGCUUCGACAGAUUAGCUGAUUUCCGAAAUCCACUUCGCCGGACUAAUAAAUACAGUGACUAUAGUCGACAACUCCCUCCAUAAUAAUUUAUAGUAACCUAGGCAGGACGUGACAACUGUUAUUCUUCUUUAGGUAUUUGCCUUACCCUUGGAAAAUAUUCUCAAUCUUCAACAUUUUAAAAGAAUAUUUUCUUAUUCAUCAUACAAAAUUAUCAAAGACGCUGGCAGCGCAAAUUAGAAAAUGAUAGUACAAUGUCGUGCAUCCAGAUCAGGAGUUAAGACCCACAUUCAAUAUCUGAAUUAAUUCGACUUAUGCAUAUUCUACAAGCAUGGAAUUAUAGGCCGUUUUGAAUGAUUCAUGAUUAGGUAUUUGCCAAUCCGUUAUAAAUUGAUGUAUUUAGAAUUUGUUUUUUCACAAAAAAACUUGCAAAACAUUAUCAACGUUUACAUAUCGAAUAGACAAUAUUUUUAAUUGUCGGUGCAUCCCAUUGAAUUUGGCAUAAAAUUCACACUAUUCGAAAUUAGUUAAUCUCACAAGUUCGUUUGCUUUCAAGAUCAUCUGUUUUUCUACUUGUGAUUGCAAUGACAGCCAGACCUACGAAUCAGAUGGACAAAAUAAACUCUUUCACGCAAGUAGAUAAUCGACUUGUAAAUGAAAAAUCACGCAUGGAGAAAAAACGUUGUCAAUUCCGAAGAAAUUAAGUGAGUCCAUUCACGAGCAAAAGAGUUCUGUAAAAAUACCAGUUUUGAGAGCAUUCGACAACACACUUACUACAAUAUAAAUUGUCGUUUUAUUUGAUCAACUUUAAUCAUAUUGCAUGUCUAAUAAUGUUACUCUAUCUAACAUUGUAUAUAUAUAUAUAUAUAUAUA
Messenger RNA from Wyeomyia smithii (pitcher-plant mosquito), 5863 nucleotides. RefSeq names its product protein Wnt-5 (gene Wnt5). The transcript is spliced from 9 exons. The coding region runs from base 1484 to 4525 and encodes 1013 amino acids. Gene Ontology annotation, molecular function: cytokine activity; frizzled binding. Lineage: Eukaryota; Metazoa; Arthropoda; Insecta; Diptera; Culicidae. The record is from RefSeq and is a predicted model, not a curated record. Gene Ontology annotation, cellular component: extracellular region. Gene Ontology annotation, biological process: cell fate commitment; multicellular organism development; canonical Wnt signaling pathway.